Messenger RNA from Acaulospora colombiana, 2139 nucleotides. The record is from the annotation of a GenBank genome assembly. NCBI's taxonomy places the organism in Eukaryota, Fungi, Glomeromycota, Glomeromycetes, Diversisporales, Acaulosporaceae.
AUGUCCAUUAGUCCAUUCUUGUCUUCAACGCACACGAUGGAUCCCGUAAAGGUGAAUUAUGGAGAAUGUCGAGCUUCGGCUUUGCAAACCAUGAUUUGGGCAAACACUCAUUGUCAGAGUCUGAUAGAUUCAAAGACAAUCCAUGCGCCAACUUCGAUUCUGACCAGCACAGAAACCUUGAUCACUAACACAGCAUCAAGGAAGAGUCCUAUGAAAAGCAAACAAAAGAGAUCAAAGUCCGUUGUUAACGAGAUAUCAUCUCCCAAGUCAAAUAAAGUGUUAUCGCUUGAGGAGUGGAAAGCUCAGGACAAAGGAUCCAACGAAUCGAAAUCGAGGCAAAAGAAGAGACCAAACAGCCCUUCAAAUGAUGCCAUCGAAUCGCUCGACGGUGAGGGUGACAUUGGUGCCGUAUUUGAGAAUAACAAUUCUCAAGGAUUUAUUUCACAGUAUGAAAGUCCAGAUAUAUCAAAGUUGAAAGAACGAUUUAACUUUGCCUCAUUUGACUGCGGGGCUAUCGUUCUAAAGGCAAAUAAAGAGGCAAAAGGUGCCACCGCUAUUCUUUCCGAAAGCAAAGACACCUAUGUCCUUAACAAAUGCUCAGCUACAAAGUUCGUCGAAUUGGAAUUAUGUGAAGACAUCUUGAUCGAAUAUGUGGCUCUGGCGAACUUUGAAUUUUUUUCUUCUACUUUUAAGGAUUUUCGGAUUUCGAUUAGUAACUGGUAUCCUCCCAAGGAAGGCUGGAAACUGCUAGGACAAUAUACCGCGAAAAAUUUAAGAGAGAUUCAGGUAUUCUCAAUUAAGAAUCCAAUAAUGUUUGCGAGAUAUCUUCGCAUUGACUUUGACUCACAUUAUGGUCAUCAACAUUAUUGCCCUGUGAGUUUGUUUCGGGUGCAUGGCUCAAAUGAGUAUGAUAAAUUUAAAAGAGAGCUAGAGGAAAUUGAAUCACCACAAGUCAACCAACAAGUUGACGAAGUCGGGCAAGCAAAUGAAACCGACGAUGUUUCGAAUCAGUCUCAUACCGCCGCUGACGUACAUGAGGAUCAUUCUCCGACAACGGUGACAAAGUCGGAUGUUCCAUCAAUCAAGGAAUAUCCAAUGGAUGUUUCUGUUGACACGGAUUGCAAUGAUCCCAGUUCAGUAAAUGUUAUUGCAUAUCAGCCGAAUGGAAAAUCUCACACUGGAUUUUGCCCGAACAAAGAAACUCGACGGAAAAUUGAACAUGAAUUUUGCCCGGCGAAAUCUCUUUCACGAAGGGAAACCACAUUACCAAUUACUUUAUACCCAGUAGAAUCCCUACUUUCCCCUGGAAUUUGUUUGAAAGAUGAAUGCUCAGUUUACCCAACGAAAUUUGACAUCUACUUUGAAACGAAACCAUCCGGCAUUACAAACGGGAAACAACGGAAACAUGAUAAACACGGAAAAAGUAGUAGUACCACACGAAACAGUCCGGUUUCACCAACACCCUCAACCAAAAACCCAACAAUCUCAUCACAGACCCACGACCAAGCUAGCUUCACUCGUCCUAUCUCAAAUGGAGGCACACAAGAGAGCAUUUUCAAAACUAUAAUGAAACGUUUAUCCCUGCUUGAAUCGAAUGCAAAUUUGUCUAAACGUCAUAUAGAAGAGCAAAACAAAAUUCUCAAAGACAUAGCCUCGAUGAUCGAGAAAACUCAGAUACAACAAAUAACAAUCGCUAAUCAAUUCAACGAGAGCGCGGAGCUGAUGAAAAACAAUUACGAGGGAAAACUUAAUUCGGCAAUACUAAGUAUAGACAGGAAUCUGAUCAGCUUUGACAGAGAAUUGAAAGAUCUUUACGCAAGAACCCAAUUAUUAGUCAACCAAAUUAUCUUGGCCAAAAAAUUGGGUUCAGCCCUUGCUCUUUUAUUGUUAAUAUAUGUUGGCGUUAAGUUUAAUUGGAGUAAUGUGAGAAACAUCCUAAUGGCCCUUCAAUCUAUGAUGAACGAAAGGGCCACGAUAUCCAAGUUUACCGAACAAAACGGGAAAUCCGAAUAUCCUGACCAUAUCCAGGACAACAGCAUUUCAAGAUCUAUUGAACAAAUUCGGCUGUCGCCUUAUCGAUCAAAGCACAAUUUAAAAAGUUCACGAAAUAUGCUGGUUCGUCCAAUUCGUCGCUCCUAG